Molecule: messenger RNA, 6900 nt
Organism: Cryptosporidium ubiquitum
Lineage: Eukaryota; Apicomplexa; Conoidasida; Eucoccidiorida; Cryptosporidiidae
Exons: 1
Coding region: 1-6900 (2299 amino acids)
Biological process (GO): proteolysis
Molecular function (GO): serine-type endopeptidase activity
Source: RefSeq, a predicted model, not a curated record
AUGUUUAUGAAGAUCAACUUGAAGAGCUUGGUAUUAAAAACUGUAUGUAUUGUGAUAUUAGAAUAUCUAAUCAUAAGUUUCCAAAAAGCAUAUUCAAUAGAUACAAAAAUAGAUGGGAAAAUUCAGGAAAAAAAAGAUGACCCAGUAGCAUAUGUGACUUCCAUCCCUUCGGUGUUAUUCAACGAAAUGAAAAAUCCAAUUGCAGGAGUGGGUGAUAUUUGUAUUGGAAACAACUGUAACUAUUAUCAAGAAAGUAAAGAAAAUAGACAAUCAGUAGUAAAAGAAAAUGAUUACUUAACGAGUUUCAAAGUUACAAGAUAUAUAUGUAUCUUAUUAUCAGAAAAUACUCUUAAUAGAGAAAAAGAGGCAGAUUCACUUUUUGAAAGAUUAAAUGAGUAUACAGAAAUUUCCGAGUUACCAUUUUCAUAUGUCGAAUUUUAUGAGAAACUUGGGAUUUUCAUAAUUGAUGUUAGGUCUAGUGUUAAAGAGUACGAAGAACGUAGUAUAAUUCCUUUGGCUGAAGGGUUAAGACUGAUCAGGAAGCUUGAUAUUUUGAACAAAGCUGAUUGUACUAGAGAUUCUUUGUUAAGUGAGCAGUCAGUAUUUACGAGUGAAAAUCAAGGUAAAUAUGUUGAUAGUUAUAAUAACAACAAGUGGAAUUGGAAUAUUAAUCCUAAUAGUUUUGGAAAUUUUAAUCGUUUUUUGAAUUCUCAAGAUAUUCAAAGAAAUGGUACUAACAAUCAACAAAUCGAUUAUUUGACAGAUGAAGCCAAAUUAUAUAAAGAGCUGGACGGCUACUUUCUAAAAAAGUUUAAUGAGGCAUCCAAUAUGCUAAAUAGAUUGAAUAUUUUUUCGACUGCAUCCUCUUCAUCAAAUUCCAAUAACCCUUCUUCAUCCUCAUUUUCAAGAGGAAGGCAAUCUUCAGUUUGGAAUGCAUUGAGCUUUCUAUCCAAUUUUUCAAAUAAGGAGGAUAAAGCUAAAUCUGAGUUUCCACAGGAAAUCGAAGAUCCAAUAUUUGGGAAAAUGGAUCCAAUUGAUAGUAAUUCUAAAUUAACUAUAUCACCAUUGUACCUGCUUGGCAUGAGUCUCAAAGGAAAAAAUAUUACAGAAUUGUCCCAGAAGUUUAAGAAUCAAACAUCUCCCAUACUCCCGGUGGAUAUGUCUAAAGAGGAUGUAAGCUUGGAUAAUGACCUCGCAAUGAACAUUGCAACCGUAAUUUUCAAAGGAAUGAGUGACUCUUCUUCUAAGCUUCCUCCUCCUUUCGGCAACCCAGCUAUCAAAAAUGAGCAAAAGAUCUCCGAAUACAGCUACAAUAAUCACAUUAAUCAGCUUAAUACUAACAAUAAUUACUAUAAUUCUCCAUCAAUAUCGAGCUGGAGUUAUAAACCCAUUCCCCAAGGAAAUAAUAAUGUCGUUGGUGGAUAUGAAAAUGAUAGUCAGCUAAACAUUCAAAGUGACAAUUUUAAAGGAGGCAAUUUUCAUCCUAGUUCAAAUAAUAAUGGUAUUCAUCCAACCGAUAAUACUAUUGUCGGGUUUAAUAGUGUUCCUCAAACUAACUCAAACAGUAAUUCUAAUAAGGUAGGGAUUCAUUCUCAAUCCGGCUCUGGGUUAGCUCCGAGCGUCUUUGAAUCAAUUGAUAAUUGGGGAAAGCAAAACUCGGCUUCUCAGCAAAAUUCUCCUUCAUCCGCUUUACCUCCACCAUAUUAUGCAGCAAAUGGUAUUAAAACAAUUAACCCAACUUUAGUUAAUCCAAAUAAUAAGAAUAAUCCUGAUAUAAAAGUACCAACAAUCAACUCUCCAACAACUUCAGAAUGGAUGAGAAAAACUAUUUCAAAACAAAAUGAAAGUGGUAUAAAACAACCUUUACUUGUUAAUAGCCAGAAUAAUCAAACAGAGAUUAACAAAUCUGGGAAUAGUAUGAGAUAUUCCACUCCACCUUUAAUCAAUUCAAAUGUUAAUCAUUUUAAUUCUCCACUAUCGCAGUUUUCAAAAUUAUCUAACAAUCCGUUUCAUGGAAACUCAGUUGGUACUACAUAUAUAAAAAUGAAUGGCAGUGUAUUUGAUGAUCCAAAUGAUAUUACUUCCUUCCAUCCCGAGGGUUUCAUCGACAAACUUCCAGAACAAGUACAGAAAAAUAUGACUAAGUCUCAAAGAGAAAAAAUCAAUUUAAUCAAUGCAUUUAUAGGUACAGGGUUUGAUACAAUUCUUCAGAUGAAUAAUAUAGAUACAGGAUCCGCUUAUAAUACCCAAAGCCAUGAUUCUUUUAGAUCUCCCUCACCAAAAAGGAGAUUAUUUGAAGUAGAUUCUUCAUUAAAAACAAACAAAACUCUAACAGAUCCAAAUAUAAAAAAUCAAAAUCUCAAUGAUCAACCAAACAGAGAAUAUGAAAUGUAUGCUCGGUUAUUGAGUAAUAUUGAUACUAACCAAGGUCAAGAUACUGCAAUGGCUUAUGUAACAGGAUGUGAUUGUGAUAGAUUUCCUGAAGGAGUUGCUUGUCCUAUGGUACUUUCAGGAGAAGCAAAUGUUGAAUGUAUUGGGUAUAAAGUUUGGAAUAGUGCAAAAAAGGGUGCUCCAUUGAGCGAGGUGGCUUCAGCAAUAGAUUCUGCCAUAUCUUCUAAAGCAAGAAAUAUUAUUUUACCUCUAAAGUUUGACUCAAAGACAAUAGAGGAGAAUAGAGCUGCUCCAAGAAUUUUGAGGCAUAUAAUGAGAAGAACUUCAAAAGAAAAUGGAAUAUUAUUUGCUUUACCAACAGGAAAUAACGGUAGACAGGAACUGGAUGGAAGUUUAGACUUUCCCUGCGACGAUUUGACAGGAAUGUACGCUUUUUGUGUGGGUUCAAUUAAUAACAAAAAUGGAAUGCCUUCAGACUUUUCAAAUGUUCCUCAGUUGAACAACGCAAUAUAUGUCAAUGGAGAGAAUGUUGAAUCAAUUGGAAUAAAUCAACAAAGACAGUUGUUUUCAGGUACUGGUAUUGCUUUAGCUCAAUCAAUAGGUGCUUUAAAUAUUAUUCAAGGUAUUACUAAGGACAAAACUAGCUCGUUUGACCAGCUUGCUAUCCUUUAUAGUGCACCUAAAAGGCUUCCAUCAAGGAAUUUCUUAGAGCAGCUUUUCGCUAACUCAAGUCCAAUCAUAUUCAAACCUCAACAGCAGCAACUUCAUAUAAGUCAAAGUUCUAAAAAUGAGAAUAAUUCUCCUGAUGGUGUCCUGAUGUUUGGAAUGGGGUCUGGGAACAACUCCAACCCAAAUUCUGUUUCAGACUCAGGUUCUCAUGAAAGGAUCAUGAAUUCAAAUCUAAUGAGUGGUAAUAAAGAUAAUGAUUUGGAUGCAAUUAUGGCCAGGAUUGAAAGCAUCGAAAAAAGUUUGAUCAAGUCAGGUUUGGAUGGUAAUACCGUUUUUAAAGCCGAUUUCCCACCCGGAGGUUCCUUUUCUUCUUCAUCAUCCUCCACUACUACUACUACUACUACUACUACUACUACUACUACUACUACUUCUACCACUACUACUACUACUACCAUUAAUACCACUACCAAUACUGUCACUGCCGUCGAUGGAAAUCUCUUCAAUGCCACAGAUCCUUCUUCUAAUACCUCUGGUUUUUCCAACAAUAUCAGUCCUAAUUCUUCAGAUCCAAGCAAAGAUAUUUCUUCUUCAAAUAUGACCAUAGAAUCUCAGAUAUCUGUUUCUGAUGGGAAUACCACUAAUACCAAUUCAACAAGCUUCAAAAACUCAAAUACAACCACUUUUUCCAAUACUUCCACUACCUCUAAUGCCACAAAUACUGCUAACACUACCAUUAAUUCCUCUACUUCCUUUUCUACUACUCCCACCUCUUUUUUUUUCACUGACCCCACUACCCUCACUGUCCCUACUGCAUCCUCCCCAAAAUCAAGGGUUCAAGAACCUAACUCAGCUUCUCCAUCUUCACGUUUUGAUCAACAAGAAGAAAACGAAAAUAGACAAUAUAAGGAAUCUAAUUAUAGUCCAGAGAUAAUAGGAGUUGUUUUAGAUCCAAAGGAAGUGACUGAAGUCUCCAGAUUAGUUCAUUCAAGUAAUGAACACUAUAGACAGUACAAUGAAAGAUAUAAUAGCCAAGGAAAAGAUCACGAAUACGAGUAUGACGAUGCAUAUAGACAGUAUUACAUUGAUGAAAAUGAAGAUAAAGAUCACAAAUAUGAUGAUAAAUACAAUUUAGAACAAAAUUUAUCGAAAAAUAUGUGUUAUGAAGAAGAAACUAGAUUCUACAGUUCUUUAGAAAUGGCUAUACCAGUAGAAAAUAUUGAACAAUGCAUCUUAUCUUGUAGUAACACUCCAGACUGUAGAUACUAUUCUUAUGGAGCAUUUCUUAGAGGUCCUGAAAGCAUUAUUGGCACUUGUAUAUUAAUGCCAGAUAAACAAGGAUCUGUAUCUUUACCCAAUUUUCAAUCUGGAACUCUAGGAUGUCCAGUUUCUGCAAGUAUUGCUUAUGCUCAAGCUAUGGAAGAAAGAUUAAUACAAGGAAUUAGUAAUGCACAGAAAAAUAGUCAAAAAUCUUCUGCUCAAGUUAAUAGCAAUUUAAACUCAGACUGGCCAGGAAUACUUUCUACUUCUACUGUAGCAGUUAAAAGUAUGAGUGGAUUUUUGUCCAGAUUUCCUCUUAAUGACAUUUUACAAACAAGUAUUUCACUAUACAACUCAGGAUUUUUAGAUCAAAAAGGUGCUUUAAGACCAAGUGGAGCCUUUGAAAAACAAAGUAUAUUACCUCCUCCUGGUGUUGGUUCCCCACAUGUUGUUUGUACAUUGCAAGGAAUGCAGUGUUGCGUCCCACAAAAAUCUGCCAAAGGAUGGAGAAAAAAACCUCCAAGCUUUCUAAGAGUUGAAGAUCCUUCGUGUGAAGCUAUUUAUGUUUCAAAAACAGAUAUGUUCUGUGCCACUACAUCAUUAUAUGAUAAUCAGGAUAUCUCUUCAUCAGAAUACAUUUCUCCGGAUGAUUUUAGAAGUAAAUCCUCAUUUCCAGGUAAUUCUUAUAAUUCUAAUCCAAAAUCUUCAGGGAAUUGUGGAAUGGUUAUUAUUGAAACUAGCGAACAUUUGAUUUUUCAAAAUACAUUAAAAAUGCCAUCUAAAGAGAUGAAUAAUGCUUUAUGUGAAUGUAAGCUUAAUAAAAGAGAUAAAAGUAUACAUGGGUCAGGUACUUGGGAGUACUCAGUACAAGCAGUUCAGGCUGCAAUGAGCCGUAAAGUAGAAGGAGAUCAGCUUUCUUCUGGAGUUGCUCAGGCCUUAGCUUGGGUAGAAGCUGUAGGAAAUGAUCCAAAUCCAGCAGUAAAUGGACUUGGAGAACUUAUUUCACAAGUAGCUCAAAGACCAAAUUCAGAUGUUGAACUAAUUACUCAGAUACCUGCAAUUAGCCAGAAUGCUGUCUCAAAUAUGCUUUACAAUCAACAACAACAACAAAUAGAAGAACAAGAGUUGAUGAUGAAGAAACAACAAUCUAUCCAACAAUACAAUAAUAUGAGAAAUUUAUUAAUUCAAAAUGAAAUUGAUGUUAAUAAUACCAAAAUUCAAAACCAAUUUGAUAGUCAAUGCUUAACAAGUUGGCCUGAAAAAUGUCAGAUUUGGAAAUCUAAAUGUGAGGAUAAUUUAAUAUAUGGUUAUAAAAAUCCUCAAUGUACUCCUUUAACUAUUUUGGAAAAUGGAUGCCCAAUGAAACAAGUUGGAUUCAAGGUGAAUCAAAUCAAUCCAGGAAUUUUAAGUUUCAGUUUUAAACCCAUGAAAUUUUCAGAUAAUUCUCCUUUUAGAAUUGCCUGCCAAUUUUCAUUAAUAAAAUGUUCUUUAGCAAAUAUUAAGAAUAAAUGUAAAAUAAAAAAUAACAUUAAGAAACUAAAAAAUCCUAAUGAAGAUGAUUCAAACAACAUCAAUAGUAAUAUUAGAAAACAUUUAAAUACUAACAAAAACAGCAGCCAUAAUAAUAAAAUAUCUCAUAAAAAAGAUAGUAAUGAUAAAGCUAAACAUAAUGAUUUAAAGCAUUUAUUUAAGAUUCCAAUAAAUUACCUUCCAUAUGUUCCAAAAGACGCUGAGGAAAACAAUGAUAAGAACUCUGAGAAUAUUAUAACUAAAUAUAUUAGAGUUCACUUCCCUCAAGCAGGAAACUUUUCAAAUAUGACUAUGGUAAAACUAUUAAACAAGGAGACAAAGAGAGAAUUUGCAGCAAAGAUGAUCAAUGAAGAGGAAAUACCCAAAAACAAUACAAUAGAAGAUGUAUUAAUCGACGAAAAUUCAAAUUUUGAGUAUCUUGGAAAGGUUGAAAUCGUUACCCAGGAUGAACAAAGCGAAGAUUUUCCAAGUUUUAUAUCUGAAGAUAUAUCAAAUAAUAUUAAUAAAAGCGAAAAUGAUAUUGAAAAUAAGCCAAUUGUUUUUAGCCAUAUUUUAAAGACAACAAAUAAUGAAACAAAAAAAUAUAAAGAACCUUUACUUUUGGAUAAAUACCAACCAGAUUUCUCAGGAGAAUCAUUCCCUGAAUUCAAAAUGGAUAAAGUUGUGAUUUCUAAUGAACAACCCAAAUAUGGAUAUUUAACAGGUGAGAAUUUUAAUUCUAGUAAAAGUUCUGGCUUUGAAUCCAAGCCAGUAAUGAACAAAAGUGCAGAAAAUUGGUAUGAAUAUCAGAAUGGAGAUGAAUAUUCCGAUGAAUAUGAAGAUCUAUAUUAUUAUGGUUUUGAAAAUGAUCAUGAAAGCAAUUCUAGUAAAAGCCAAAUCAGCGAUUUUAUUCCUUUUAUUUCAUCCAAUAACAAGAAUAACAAAUGGGAAGUACAAAUCAAUAAAUCAUCAGAAGCAAGUAGAGAUAUCCAAUCUUUAAUUACCUAUCAGAAUUUGAUUUUCUUUGUUAUUAGUUGUUCUAUGCCUAUUAUCCUCAUGCUUGGACUCAUUUAA